Molecule: messenger RNA, 1569 nt
Organism: Pleurotus ostreatus (oyster mushroom)
Lineage: Eukaryota; Fungi; Basidiomycota; Agaricomycetes; Agaricales; Pleurotaceae
Exons: 5
Coding region: 1-1569 (522 amino acids)
Biological process (GO): monoatomic cation transport
Cellular component (GO): plasma membrane
Molecular function (GO): monoatomic cation transmembrane transporter activity
Source: RefSeq, a predicted model, not a curated record
AUGAACCCUCAAUCCCCAGGAAACCCCCGCAUCUCAGAAGAGAGCGAGUCCUUCAACUCACCGCCAAUUCCUUUGAAUCCGCUUGCAGCCCUCGACGGGAAAUACACAUCGUAUCUGAACGGCGACCUUGACGAUGAAGAGGACGACGAUAUUGCAGACCAGGGUAGUCGAGCUCUCCUCGGCUCCCGUGAGGGAACUCGCGGCCGAGAAAGAGUAGCCAAGUUUGCCACCGGGCUGUGGCCUCAGAUCAAGGGCAUUGUCAUCGAGAGCGCACCAACGCUGCUUCUGACUACGGUCGGGCUGCUGUUCACCGGCGAACUCCUGGAUCAAGUCUCACGCUGGCGUGCCAUGAAGGAGGUCGACCAGCUCAUUAUGAUCAUACCCGUAGUCUUGAAUCUGAAGGGAAAUCUGGAAAUGAACCUGUCUGCGCGUCUUGGCACUGCGGCCAAUGUUGGCGAACUGGAUGAUCCAAAGACGCGGCGGGGCAUGAUACUGGGGAACCUGACGUUGCUGCAGGUGCAGGCCGCAGUUGUAUCGUUUGUCGCUGCGGGCGUAUCGUUGAUACUCGGCCUGAUGAUACCCAAAAUGAAGGGCGUGCAAGCCAAGAUAGACGUUCGCCACCCGCCCGUCCGAAUUCCCCUUCACGAGGAAGGGAGGAAAUCUGGGUUCCCAGAGUACGUGUCAUUUUGCAAAAAUUCAUUCCCCCAGUCUCACGGGACGAUUAGACUGAUCAUGGUCUCUGCGACGGCAAUGACGGCGGCCAGCUUAUCAAGCCUCAUCCUCGGUUCCUUCAUGUGCUUCCUCAUUGUCGUGUGUCGACACUUCGGCCGUGACCCCGAUAAUAUCGCACCACCAGUAGCGUCGUGCUUGGGUGAUUUGGUGACUCUGCUGCUUAUUGGCGCGACUUCUACCGGGUUGAUAGGUUUCAUACAUACCCCGCUACCUUUAAUCGUCGGACUUUCAGUCGUGGGGGUCGCGACAACGUGCUUCUUCUUGACACGUCGUAAUGAACAUGUCAGAGAGCUCGUGAAAGAGGGCUGGUCGCCGCUGUUCGGUGCCAUGGUUAUUAGUAGCUGCACGGGUAUAGUGUUAGACCUCUUUGUCAGUCGAUACGAAGGAUUCGCCUUGCUUGCUGUCGUCAUCAGUGGUCUUCCUGGUAGCGUGGGGUCCAUCUUCGUGUCCCGGUUGUCGACAGCACUCCACGCCGCUGCACUACCAUCCUCCCCAGCACCAUACAGGGAACCAAGCCCGCUUGUGGUCAUGAUCACCCUCAUUGUGAUCACAAUCCCCGUCGAAAUCAUCUUCCUCUCCAUCCUCCACGGGCUCGGCUGGCUGCGGCUACCCUUCGUCUUUGUGGCAUUCUCGAUAUUGUUCUUCUGCUGUGCCGUUACUGCUUCCUUAAUAAUCGCCCGGGCGUUGACGAACUUCCUAUGGAAGAGGAAAUACGACCCAGAUAUGUACGCCUUGCCGAUACACUCAGCGUUAAUGGACCUAAUAGGGCAGCUGCUCUUGGUCCUAUGCUUCGAGAUUGUGUCGCUGCUGGGCGUGACGAUUCAUGGAAAGUCGUGA